AUGGGAGACCUAGUUCCAGUAACAAACAAAGUUAAGGAAAGCGUUCCUUCAACUGUCCAGUGUCCGAUGCUUACAGCCACCAACUACACAGUAUGGUCAAUGCGAAUGAAGGUUGCACUCAAGGUGCAUAAAGCGUGGGGCGUCAUCGAACCUGGAACAAAAGACAGUGACAAAGACGAUGAAAAAGACGACCUCGCUAGGGCCCUCUUAUUCCAGUCUAUACCUGAAUCACUAACACUGCAGGUCGGAAAUCUUGAUACAGCAAAAGCGGUAUGGGAUGCGAUACAGAGGAGAAACAUGGGAGCUGAACGGGUGAAAGAAGCUAGGUUACAAACCUUGAUGUCCGAAUUCGAUAGAAUGAAGAUGAAAGAAGCAGAUAUGAUCGACGAUUUUGUGGCAAAACUAUCAGAGUUAGCUUCAAAAUCAGCUGCCUUGGGGGAAACCAUUGAGGAACCAAAACUCGUUAAGAAGUUUCUCAAGAGUUUACCUCGAGGAAGAUAUAUACAUAUCAUCGCUGCUCUCGAACAGGUUUUGGACCUCAAUACAACAACUUUUGAAGACAUAGUAGGGAGGUUGAAAGCUUAUGAAGAGAGGAUAUGCGAUGAAGAGGAACAGAAUGAGCAAGGGAAGCUCAUGUAUGUCAACACGGAUACACAAGAAGCAUAUGGAUCCGGUAGAGGCAGGGGACGCGGUGGUCGCUUCUACGGAAGAGGCAGAGGCCGUGGAUGUUUUAAUAAUCAGCAGAGUGACGGAUACAAGCAAGAGAGGGACAAAUCUAAAGUGGUAUGCUACAGAUGUGACAAGAUGGGUCACUAUGCAUCGGUUUGUCCAGAUAGAUUGCUUAAACUUCAAGAAACUCAAGAAGGAGAUGAAGAAAACGACACUCAUGAGGCUGAAGAACUACUAAUGCAUGAAGUAGUGUAUCUUAAUGAGAAGAAUGUGAAGCCAAACAAAUUUGAGACAGCUCUAGAUGGAGACAACGUUUGGUAUUUAGAUAACGGGGCCAGCAACCACAUGACCGGAAAUCGUAAAUACUUUCACAAGAUUGAUGAAAGUAUAAUGGGGAAGGUGAGAUUCGGAGAUGAUUCUCGUAUAGAUAUAAAAGGAAAAGGAUCGAUUCUUUUUAUAUCUAAAGAUGGAGAACGCAAAGUCUUGGCUGAUGUCUACUUCAUACCUGACCUGAAAAGUAAUAUUAUUAGUCUUGGACAAGCCAGAGUCGGGAUGUGA
Messenger RNA from Eutrema salsugineum, 1227 nucleotides. RefSeq lists its product as uncharacterized. The record is from RefSeq and is a predicted model, not a curated record. The coding region runs from base 1 to 1227 and encodes 408 amino acids. The transcript has a single exon. Gene Ontology annotation, molecular function: nucleic acid binding; zinc ion binding. NCBI's taxonomy places the organism in Eukaryota, Viridiplantae, Streptophyta, Magnoliopsida, Brassicales, Brassicaceae.